This is a messenger RNA of Saccoglossus kowalevskii, 1329 nucleotides long. Its product is annotated as transmembrane protein 41A-B-like. The record is from RefSeq and is a predicted model, not a curated record. Lineage: Eukaryota; Metazoa; Hemichordata; Enteropneusta; Harrimaniidae.
UCGCAUGAUUCAACAUGGCGUCAUUCAAACUGUUUUGACGUGCACAGUUGAAACAUGUAAAUGUGUAAACGACGAUGACAUUUUGUAAUUUUUCACGCGUAAUGCAAGCGAUUUCAUAGCGAAACAUUCACAGAGUUGAAAAUGGCACCAGUGUGGGUCGUGGGCGUUGUGUUCCUAGUCAGCACGAUGUGGUUGUAUUGGUUGUCUGUCAACCCACCAAACGGCGGUAACCCGGAAGUCAAUUUAUCACAGACUGAUAUACGUAACAAGACAGAAGUAAAUUUUCCUACAAGUUUUGAAGAAUUAACUGCAUUAGCGUCUUUAUUGAAGCACUACCAAACACUACAUCAGAACUAUGUCCUGCUGCUGUUCUGUAGUGCAUAUCUUUAUAAACAGACAUUCGCCAUUCCAGGAUCUGUAUUCCUGAAUGUGUUAGCCGGAGCAUUGUUUGGUUCAUUUAAUGGUGUGAUAUUGGUUUGUCUGCUAACAGCCAUUGGUGCCACAUUCUGUUAUCUACUAUCCUAUACAUUUGGAUAUCAGUAUAUCAAGCAAUAUUUCCCAGAUAAAACCCAUAAGUUGCAACAGAUGAUCAACAACAACACACAUAGCCUGUUUUUUUUCCUGUUAUUUGUGCGACUUCUUCCAAUGAUGCCAAACUGGUUUUUAAAUCUGGCUUCUCCGGUGCUCAAUAUACCACUACACCUUUUCUUUCUAUCAGUUUUUAUAGGUUUGAUGCCAUAUAACUUCAUAUGUGUAGAAACUGGGUGUAUAUUAUCUGAAAUUAGUUCUAUGGAGGAGAUUUUUACUUCAUGGACAUUAUGCAAAUUAACUGGAACCGUGUCUGAUUUCUGUUUGAGUGGCAUUGAUGUAGUGUUUAAACAGGUGUCUGAUUUCUGUUUGAGUGGCAUUGAUGUAGUGUUUAAACAGGUGUCUGAUUUCUGUUUGAGUGGCAUUGAUGUAGUGUUUAAACAGGUGUCUGAUUUCUGUUUGAGUGGCAUUGAUGUAGUGUUUAAACAGGUGUCUGAUUUCUGUUUGAGUGGCAUUGAUGUAGUGUUUAAACAGGUGUCUGAUUUCUGUUUGAGUGGCAUUGAUGUAGUGUUUAAACAGGUGUCUGAUUUCUGUUUGAGUGGCAUUGAUGUAGUGUUUAAACAGGUGUCUGAUUUCUGUUUGAGUGGCAUUGAUGUAGUGUUUAAACAGGUGUCUGAUUUCUGUUUGAGUGGCAUUGAUGUAGUGUUUAAACAGGUGUCUGAUUUCUGUUUGAGUGGCAUUGAUGUAGUGUUUAAACAGGUGUCUGAUUUCUGUUUGAGUGGCAUUGAUGUAGAACUACAU